Molecule: messenger RNA, 1495 nt
Organism: Carica papaya (papaya)
Lineage: Eukaryota; Viridiplantae; Streptophyta; Magnoliopsida; Brassicales; Caricaceae
Source: RefSeq, a predicted model, not a curated record
GUUCAAAAAGCUUUUGAAGUACCAAAAGAAAAAUCAUUCCUUCCAAUAAAAGAUUUCAUAUGUAAUCCAAUGCCUCUAUGCAUAAAAAACAAAUUUCGGUGACUUUGGUAAAGCACGCUGCGGGAUUUCUUCCCGCACCUGAAGGUUGGCGAAGUACCUUUUAGCUAUUGGAAGUGGGAAAUUCAAAUCACAGAGGUUGUGUUUGGAACAAAUCAGAAAUUGGCAAAGCACACUGCCAGAGUACGUACUUACAGAUUUGAACCGAAGAGAGGAAUUACCAACCCAGAACCUAUAAGCAGAAAUGGAGGAUAGAAACCAAACAAAGACCGAAAGCAGAUCGGUUCGAUGCAUAGUAAAACUGGGGGGUGCAGCUAUUACAUGCAAGAAUGAACUAGAGAAGAUAAAUGAGGAAAAUCUUGAGACUGUAUCAUCACAGCUAAGGCAGACUAUGAUUGAGGGUUCUUGUUCUGGAAAAAUUCUUUGCAUGGACUGGAGUAAGAGACUGGGAAGUCAGGAAAUUUCUUGUAAUGCAGAUGACUUUGGCGAUAAGCAAUUUGUGAAGUCUAGCAAAUUUGUUAUUGUUCAUGGUGCAGGUUCUUUUGGGCACUUUCAGGCUAGCAAGUCCGGAGUUCACAAAGGAGGGUUGGACCAAGCUCUUGUCAAGGCGGGUUUUGUUGCUACACGCAUUUCUGUUACAACCCUCAAUCUUGAAAUUGUUAGGUCACUAGCCAGAGGCGGUAUUCCUUCUAUUGGACUAUCUCCAUUUUCGUGCGGAUGGUCAACCUCUAAAAGAAAUGUAGCCUCAGCUGACUUAUCAGUGGUGGAUAAAACAAUAGAUUCAGGUUUCGUGCCCUUGGAACUAAUGUCCUUUAAAUUGCUUACCAAUCAGGGCUGCACCAUAUUGAGUGGAGAUGUGAUAAUUCGUCAUCUUGCAGCUCACCUGAAGCCUGAAUAUGUUGUUUUUCUUACAGAUGUUUUCGGUGUGUAUGACCGUCCACCAUCCGAUCCUAAUGCAGUACUCUUAAGAGAGAUUGUUGUUAGUGCUGAUGGAGAUUGGACUGUUGUGAAACCGACUCUUCAUUGUACGAAUAAGCAAGUUGAAAUUAGCGUGUCAGCACAUGAUACUACUGGAGGAAUGGUGACGAAAAUUUCGGAAGCAGCAAUGAUUGCGAAGCUUGGAAUUGACGUGUACAUAGUGAAGGCGGCAACAAGCCACUCGUUGAGGGCCUUAAGUGGAGAAUUGAGGAGGAAUAUUCCUGAAGACUGGCUUGGUACAAUUAUCCGAUUUUCAAGAUAACAUAUAAAUGAUUUCGCAUCCAUUUCUUUAUUACUUCCCAUCAACAAUUUUGUAUUAUUAGAUUUGGUGCCGACUUCCAUUUUUGCUUGUAAUUUGGUAAUCCUGACAGCAGGCAACGCAAAACCUGUCUGCUCUUGAUACAAACUAUGUCAGUAUAUACUAACAGUCUGGUAAUUUAUCCCUUUAAAAUUCAAACUA